UCUAUCCUGAUUCCUUCCAUCAUCAUCAUCAUCGAUUCAUCAUCAUCAACUAAACCCCAGAGCAUGUCUUCUGCUUCUACUGACCACCUCGUUCUCUGCUUCCGGACUUCUCUACCCUCACCAUCAUCCUCUUCUUUCUUCACCCACAAUCAACCUAGACAUUUACCUGCAGGCUUUCUCAGGAACGAAGACAAAAGGGUUCUUCCCUUAAUAUGCAGUGCUAUUUCUAAACCUCACACUCGAUAUUAUGCACCCUCACCCUCAUUGCAUAAGAUUGUGGGAGAUGAUCCACCACAAAAGGAAGAAACUCCUCUCACCAAGAUCAUCAAGGAACACGUGGAGACCGUCAAGUCCAUGCUGUCUUCUAUGGAGGAUGGAGAGAUUAACAUAUCAGCGUACGAUACAGCAUGGGUUGCUUUGGUCGAAGACGUCAAUGGAACUGGUUCACCUCAGUUCCCUUCCAGCCUCGAAUGGAUUGCCAACAACCAGCUCGAAGAUGGCUCUUGGGGCUACAAGGACCUCUUCUCUGCUCACGAUCGACUCAUCAGCACACUCGCCUGCGUCGUUGCGUUAAAGUCGUGGAAUCUCCAUGCCGAGAAAUGCUUCAAAGGAAUGAAGUUUUUCAAGGAAAACCUAAACAAGCUUGCAGACGAGAACAGUGAGCACAUGACGAUAGGGUUUGAACUUACAUUCCCUUCUCUCUUGGAAAUAGCUCGAAGCUUAAACCUUGAAGUACCUGAUGACACGCCUGUGUUGCGUGAGAUCUAUGCCCGCAGAAGCCAGAAACUCUCAAAGAUACCGAAGGACGUACUGCACAAUGUGGCCACAGUAAUGUUGUAUAGCCUGGAAGGAAUGGCGGGUCUCGACUGGGAAAAGCUUCUGAAACUCCAGUGCGGAGACGGGUCGUUUCUGUUCUCUCCGGCGUCUACUGCCUACGCAUUGCAGCAGACGAAGGAUCGAAACUGCAUGUCGUAUCUUUCGAGACUAAUCCACAAGUUCAACGGAGGAGUCCCUAAUGUGUAUCCAGUCGACUUGUUCGAACGCCUGUGGGCAGUAGAUCGGUUGCAGAGGUUAGGCUUGUCCAGAUACUUGGAGCCGGAGAUUAAGGAAUGUAUGAACUACGCAUCAAGGUAUUGGACGGACAAAGGAAUUUCUUGGGCGAGAAACACAGAUCCUGCUCUAGAUAUUGAUGACACAUCAAUGGGUUUCAGACUUCUCCGGUUGCACGGGCAUAAGGUCUCGGCUGAGGUGUAUGAGCAUUUUAAGAAAGGGAGUGAGUUCUUCAGCUAUCCUGGACAAUCGAACCAAGCUGUGACUGCAAUGCACAACUUGUAUAGGGCAAGUCAGGUGGCAUUUCCGGGAGAGAAGAUCCUUGGGGAUGCUAAAGAGUUUGCGACUAAGUUCCUUAGAGAGAAACAGGCUUCCAAUGAGCUUUUGGACAAAUGGAUAAUAACGAAGGACUUACCUGGAGAGGUCGGUUAUGCGCUGGAUUUUCCAUGGUAUGCGAGCUUACCUCGAGUGGAGACUAGAUUCUACAUUGAACAAUAUGGUGGUGAAGACGAUGUUUGGAUUGGCAAAACUCUCUACAACAUGCCCCUCGUUAGCAAUAAUGUGUAUCUUGAGCUAGCAAUGCUUGACUACAACAAUUGCCAAGCACUACAUCUCAAGGAAUGGGACGGCAUUGAAAAGUGGUACAAAGGAUGGAAACUCGAAGACUAUGGAUUGAGCGAAAAGAGUCUCCUCACGGCUUAUUUUGUUGCAGCAGCGAGCAUUUUCGAAUCCGAAAGAGCUAAUGAGCGACUUGCAUGGGCGCAAACGGCAUGCCUAAUUGAUACAAUUGUGUCUUAUUUUAAGAAAGAAACUUAUAAUGAAGAUAAGAGGGCCUUCGUUGACGAGUUCAAAACAUUUUCCAAUAUGCGAGGCUAUGAAAAUGCUAGGAGGUCGUACACAAACAAGAAAGAAGGGCGAGGAAUUGUUCGGGCUUUGGUGGCAACCCUAAGCCAACUCUCAUCGGUUACGAUGGGGCUACAUCGCCAAGACAUUAUCGAAUCUCUAUGUCAUGCUUGGGAAAAGUGGCUAGUGAAGUGGCAAGAGAAAGGAGAGAGGUACGAAGAUGGAGCUGAGCUACUAGUGGAAACAAUAAAUCAAACUGCGGGACGUUCACUUAAGCAAGAGUUGUUGUCCAAUAAUCCAGAAUAUGAGCAACUUUUCAAUCUAACAGACAAAGUUUGCAAUCAACUUCAUUCCUACCGAAACCAAAAGAACAAGGUGAAUGAUAAUGGCAACUGCGUAAUGAAAAUCAACAGGAGAGCCCCAGAAAUAGAAUCAUACAUGCAGCAAUUGGUGGAAUUGGUGUUAGAAAAAUCUUCUGAUGACACAAAAUCCUUGAUUAAGCAAAGUUUUUUUACCGUAGCCAGAAGCUUUUACUAUUGUACCUACUGUGAUCCUGAGGUCAUUAGCCACCACAUCAACAAAGUACUCUUUCAACGAGCAACGUGA
Messenger RNA from Fragaria vesca subsp. vesca, 2499 nucleotides. RefSeq names its product ent-copalyl diphosphate synthase, chloroplastic-like. Gene Ontology annotation, cellular component: chloroplast. Bases 64 to 2499 code for a protein of 811 amino acids. Gene Ontology annotation, molecular function: terpene synthase activity; magnesium ion binding. Gene Ontology annotation, biological process: gibberellin biosynthetic process. The record is from RefSeq and is a predicted model, not a curated record. Lineage: Eukaryota; Viridiplantae; Streptophyta; Magnoliopsida; Rosales; Rosaceae. The transcript has 15 exons.